AUGCAGCGAACACCCCGCCACAGCGUCUCCACCACCAGCAGCAACGACAGCAGGAGCGCACGCAGCCCCAGCAUCUUCGACGCCACGUCCCCGACCAGCCCCUUCACCACCCCGCCGUCUUCCCUCAUCACCGCCAAAUCCAACGAUGCCGCCGGCUCUCUGCUUUUCAGCCCUGCCGUCGGCGUCUCCUUCACCAAGGGCACCAACCUCUUCAAGCUGAAGUUCACGCGCAUCGACGUCCUCAAAGACGCCACGGGGGCGCUGCGCCGCCUCGAGAUGAGUGCCGACGCCCACAAGCGCGAGAGUGUCUUCUUCGUCAACUUCCCCAACACGCGCCUGCCCGUCCCGCACCUGGAGCAGCCGUACGUCCCGCGCGCCGCCGCGUACCGCGUCUCUUUCCUCGAGGAGCAGACGAUGCAGACGGGCGGCAAUCUGUUUCAGGCGAAGCCGAGCUUCAGUUUUGACCGCUGGGAGGACUGUGUCAGGUUCCAGGAGGCGCUCUUGGGGCAGCAGGUCGUCUUCGUGGCGGGCAUGGCUGAGGCGAAGAGCAAGGGCCGAGGCGAGGAGUGUAUCACGCAGAAUCUGAGGGUGCUGAGGGUGCGGGGCACAGACAGAUUGACCAUGGUGUUCUUCGCCAACAGCCAGCGGAAAGAGAAGAGGAGAUACGUGAGUGUACCCGUGGCGAGUGUGGAUGGGGUGGAAGCGGGAAAGAAGGGAAAGGUAGCGAUCCGCUUGAGGGAAGAGGGCGAGGUCUUGAAGGCCAUGAAGGUCUUGCAGGUACAGUUUCUCGAGGAAGGUGACGCCGUGAGGUUUCUCCAUUUCGUGAAACGGUAG
Cyphellophora europaea CBS 101466 is the source of this 834-nucleotide messenger RNA. RefSeq lists its product as uncharacterized. NCBI's taxonomy places the organism in Eukaryota, Fungi, Ascomycota, Eurotiomycetes, Chaetothyriales, Cyphellophoraceae. The transcript has a single exon. The record is from RefSeq and is a predicted model, not a curated record. Bases 1 to 834 code for a protein of 277 amino acids.